UCCCUGCUAGUGGAUUGUGUAGAAUACACUGCCAGUCUCUUGUUUUCUGUUCACCAUGGCUUCUUCUGAUAUCCAGGUGAAGGAACUGGAGAAGCGUGCCUCAGGCCAGGCUUUUGAGCUGAUUCUCAGACCUCGAUCAAAAGAAUCUGUCCCAGAAUUCCCCCUUUCCCCUCCAAAGAAGAAGGAUCUUUCCCUGGAGGAAAUUCAGAAGAAACUAGAAGCUGCAGAAGAAAGACGCAAGUCCCAUGAAGCUGAGGUUUUGAAGCAGCUUGCUGAGAAACGAGAGCAUGAGAAGGAAGUGCUUCAAAAAGCGAUAGAGGAGAACAACAACUUCAGUAAAAUGGCAGAAGAGAAGCUGACCCACAAAAUGGAAGCCAACAAAGAGAACCGAGAGGCGCAAAUGGCUGCCAAACUGGAGCGUUUGCGAGAGAAGGACAGGCACAUUGAAGAAGUGCGGAAGAACAAAGAAUCCAAAGAUCCUGCUGAUGAGACUGAAGCUGACUAAUUUGUUCUGAGAACUGACUUUCUCCCCCUCCCCUUCCUAAAUAUCCAAAGACUGUACUGGCCAGUGUCAUUUUAUUUUUGCCCUCCUGGCAAAUAUUCUAGAAGCUGAUGUAGGACUGUAUAGGUAGAUCCAGACUGUAUGAUGUUGUUUUAGGGGCUAAAGGGGAGAAACUAAAAGUGUUUUACUCUUUUUCUAAAGUGUUGAAGUCUUUCUAAUGUAGCUAUUUUUCUUGUUGCAUCUUUUCUACUUCAGUACACUUGGUGUGCUGGGUUA
This is a messenger RNA of Balaenoptera ricei (Rice's whale), 778 nucleotides long. Its product is annotated as stathmin-like. Gene Ontology annotation, cellular component: cytoplasm; neuron projection. Lineage: Eukaryota; Metazoa; Chordata; Mammalia; Artiodactyla; Balaenopteridae. The transcript has a single exon. Gene Ontology annotation, molecular function: tubulin binding. Gene Ontology annotation, biological process: regulation of microtubule polymerization or depolymerization; microtubule depolymerization; neuron projection development. The coding region runs from base 56 to 505 and encodes 149 amino acids. The record is from RefSeq and is a predicted model, not a curated record.